Molecule: messenger RNA, 1002 nt
Organism: Darwinula stevensoni
Lineage: Eukaryota; Metazoa; Arthropoda; Ostracoda; Podocopida; Darwinulidae
Source: the annotation of a GenBank genome assembly
AUGUUACUCUGUGGAUCAGCAACCAACCUUCUGAAUCCGGUGAAUGUGGGGACGUCCCUGAGCGUGAUCCUCUACGCCAUCAUGGCGAGCGGACCCGGAUUCAAAUGCACCGUGCUGCGCAGCCGCCCACAACGACACCACGACCUCCCUGUAACAGAUUUGGACCGAAUCACCGGCGGUACUCCCGUUCCCAAUCAGGGAAAAUAUCCCUGGAUGGCAUGGAUGGGGAGUGGCCCAGGGGUGUUCAGCUGCGGUGGAGCCCUCAUCAACGAUCGAUAUGUCCUCUCUGCUGCUCAUUGCCUAGGCUCAAAUGCCUCGACGGCGACCUUCUACGUGAACCUUGGGGAUCUGGACAGAUCGAGUACAACCAAGAGCGUGUCCAUAUAAAUUCCGGCCACUGCCAUCGUCUAUUCAACAUGGGAUCCUAAUGUUUUCUACCGGAAUGACAUCGCCCUGUUGAAACUUCAAUCUCCGGUGGACUUCCAGAGAUACCCGCACAUCCGUCCCGUGUGUCUCUCCUCGAGCAUUUUCCCAGCUGCAGGAGAGACUGUCGCGAUUGUAGGAUGGGGUCGUCUGGCUUUCGGUGGAAACCUCCCAACUACUCUGAUGGAAACGACCGUGAAACUCUUGAAUGAUACAACUUGCAGUAGCACUUGGGGCUCGGUGGUCGAUAGUAACGUCAUCUGCGCGCAGGAGACCGGCAAGAACACCUGCAAUGGGGAUUCCGGCGGCCCACUGUUGUACAGAACCCCCGCCGGUUAUUUCCUCGAGAUCGGGGUCACGUCCUUCGGAAGCAAACUGUCGAGUCGAGUACGGCGGCGGGUUCACCAAAACAACAAGUUACGCGAACAGCUUCAUCCGGAGCAACACCCGGGAUGCCGUAUGGUGUCCGGCACCCUGAUCGAUUCCACAUAUUCUUUGCUUCAUCCGCACGUUUCGCUUCUCAGAGCGACUCUGCCGUUUUUCCGUUAAUAUGCUGAAGGAAAAAUUUCUCUGAACCGC